Messenger RNA from Peronospora belbahrii, 1011 nucleotides. Lineage: Eukaryota; Oomycota; Peronosporomycetes; Peronosporales; Peronosporaceae. The record is from the annotation of a GenBank genome assembly.
AUGGCGGAAUCAAUUGUUUCCCGUGGCCAGCAGCUUGAGACGGGAGUAGACUGCCUACCAGGUUGGUAUUUUGCAGCGCUCAACCCAUCACCAAUAAAGGCCGAUGCUAUGGAUCUGAAUGCAAGUAUGUACGCGACGCUUAACCCAGUAUGUGAGACGGAGGACAUGCCACAACCCAUGGACGAGGAUGAUGUGCACAAGCCUCGAGAGCUUUCGUCUAUCGCUGCGUCCAAUGCUACAAUGAGCUGUACAGACGAUGAACUUGAGCUUGAAAAGUUUGGCGUAGCGAAUCACCAUUUAGAUUUGACGGACAAACACGAGCAGCAGCAGAUAAAACAACAGGAACUUGGCCAAUCGACGGUGUUAAGUGGACAUUCCACAACAUCGUCGUUAGAAAUCUCCAAAGACCUUGUGCUCUCGGGCUUCUCCAUGCGUGGAAGAGAGAAAAAAGUCAUGUAUCACAUUGAUGUGGUAGACCACGACGCCCCUUUGCAAACAUACACUAUCCGUCGCAGCUACUCUGACUUUAAAAAUCUGCACCUUCAGCUUAGCGAGAUUCUCGAGAACAGACAAGCAUAUUAUCGCAGAAAAGCUGUAUCCAGACUUGCUAGAGGGAUCACACCCAUGCUGGUCGAAGCGAUGACACAAGAGGAUAAACUCGAGUGUGCCAUCAUGGCAUUUACAUUACCUCCAUUACCUCACGCCGGAUUUCUCACGUUCUGGAAACGACACGAUCGAUCGUACUUGCAAUCAAGAUGCGAUAGUUUCCAGGACCUGCUACAAGCAGUGCAACAAAUGGCAUUUCUGCGUGAAUCCUUUGCAAUGCAAAAGUUUUUGAGUGUAGCACCAUGUGCCAUUCGACAACGAGGCUCCUCCUAUGUGUCGCUCUGUGAAUACAGCGUACCUACGCUGGACCCCGAGGAGGAGCAAAGAGAGCGGAAGCGACGAGCGCAACAGUAUCGUCGAAACAGCAGCGCCAGCACCAACUCGACACGCGUGGUGGAGUAUUGA